Molecule: messenger RNA, 1630 nt
Organism: Drosophila serrata
Lineage: Eukaryota; Metazoa; Arthropoda; Insecta; Diptera; Drosophilidae
Product: chymotrypsin-like elastase family member 2A
Biological process (GO): proteolysis
Molecular function (GO): serine-type endopeptidase activity
Source: RefSeq, a predicted model, not a curated record
GUGUGCGGUUUGUGGGAGCUCUCGUCACUCGACUGCAUCGCAUUUCUAAUUUAUAUUUAAAUAUAGUUGUUUAAUAGAUAUUAUUUAACACCAUGUGCAACCGCGAUCGCGUUCUCUGCCUCCUGAUCCUCGCCCUUACCCUGCAGAGCUGCUCGGUCUUUGGCCAAAAUCUGCCCCACAUCGCCUGUCCGGACAUUUUCCAGUACCUCGAGUACAGAGGCCAAUACAUUGGACACAUCCAGGUGGUUCUGGACUCCUCCUCCGUGGAAAACGUCGUGAAAGUGGAGUUCUCCCAGCGAGGGAGGCCCCCGACCUAUUCGGGAGAGAUCAACUUCUUGGAGAACGAGGAGUCCCUCAGGUAUCGCCUGAGGAACGGUGAGCUCAUCAACUUCCGGGUUGACUUCCCCACUCCGGGCGUGGUGCCCAAGCUGAUAAAGGUCGAUGUCAAUGGAGAAACUCUAUGUCAGGCUGAUCAGUACUUUCCACCCAGCGUUAAGUUAUUUUUGUCCCGCACCUUGCGAACGACAGUUCCGCUAUCGGCUCAGCCCCAGAGGAUUCCAUUCACUCCGAGACCCCCGAUUAUGCGUGAUCCUGAGUCAGCACCGCGCCCGCAACCACUGCCCCAAAGACCCCAGCAGGUCCAGAGUCCUGUACAAAACCCACCGCAGCCACGUCCCCAGCCACUGCCGCAGCCACUGCCACAGCCAACACAAUCGGCGACACCAACCAACCCACCUCCGAUCCGUCGGAUAAAUGACGCUCCCCAAACCCUCGGCCAGCUUAACACGGUCUGCGGUCGGGAAAAGCCCAUCCAAACGGCCUUUAUCCACUUUGGCGAAGUGGUGCAGCGGGGUCAGUUCCCCUGGAUGGUGGCCCUGUUAGAGCGCAUCGGGAAUGAGUAUAGCUUCACCUGCGGCGGCACCCUAAUCUCCGCCAGAACGGUGAUCUCGGCGGCACAUUGCUUCCGCUUUGGAAGCAAGAGUCUGUCAGCAGCACGCACCGUGGUCUCACUUGGUCGCAAUAGCCUGGACAUAUUCUCACCUGGUGACUUGCAGGGAGUGUCUCAGCUGGUGCUGCACCAUCAAUACGAUGUCAAUACCUUUACGGACGCGGACUUGGCGCUGCUGCAGCUGACUAACCAAGUUCAAUUUUCCGAUUUUGUCAAGCCCAUCUGUCUGUGGAACGAAAACUAUCUGCUAGACCUGCCCUCCGGCCACAAAUCGUACGUUGCAGGCUGGGGCGAGGACGAGCACGGAAACAAGAAUACGCGGCUGGCCAAGAUGACGAGCACGGACAUCAUCACGCAGACGGAGUGCCGGGGCAACCUCACCUUCGAGAAUGUGCGAUAUGUCACCUCGAACACCAUCUGCGCCAGCAAUGCGAAGGCGUCGGGUCCUUGCAGCGGCGACUCCGGCGGAGGUCUGAUGCUGGAGGAGCAGGACAUAUGGAUGCUGCGCGGAGUGGUUUCCUCUGGACAGAGGACGAGCAAGGGUUGUGACCUGACCAAGCCCGUGAUCUACACGGAUGUGGCCAAGCACAUCGACUGGCUGCUUAGGACCAUGUGGUUUUGAUGGUUUACCUGAUAGAUAAAUAGAAAACUGUGCCAAAAUAAACGAUAGCGUAUACCAAA